AUGCCAAGAAAAAAGUCAGCCGCUAAGCGUGCCAGAGAGUCUAUCCAGAAAGAAGCUACGAAAGAAAAUACUUCGGUUUCAGAGCCAAAAUCGCGGGGUCCAUCGAAAGAUAAUCAGAACAGUGACACGAGCCCCAAAGAUUUGAGCGAGGCAGAGGAUGAAAGCUCUAGCUCAGAAGAAGAGGAUGAUUACGGUGAGCUAGUGACUGAAGAAGUGGAGAGUGGAAUCAACCAGGUCCUUGAGGCCAUCAAGAACAACGACAAGAAGCUGUUUGACCCAUCCGUGCGCUUUUUUGAAGACCCCAAGUCCGCUGCCGCUAAGCUAGCAAAAGCGCGGAAGGAAAAGCCUGUCUAUCUAAAGGACUAUCACCGUAUGAAUAUAUUAUCAGGGGAUGCACUGAAAGACGAAGACGAUGAGGAAAUGCAAACAGUUGACGGCAAGCAAUCGUUUGUGGCGCAACAAAAAGAGGAGAAAGACCAACUUUUGGAAGAAAUCCAAGACCAGUUUGCGGAGAAAGAGGGCUCAGGCGAUGACAGUGAGGAUGAGGGGGACUUUUUGGUCAAAAAGGCUCCAUCAAAAGCCCAAAAGGUCUCAGACACAAGCCUCCCCAACCCUGAGGUUGACGACGAAAAAUUUCUGGAAGCGUUCGUAAGCAAACAUGCAUGGAUUCCGAAAGAAGGUGACCGGGAGGUCAACUUGGAUGGUCCAGGGAUGGAGGAAGACGAUGAAGAGUUUGACAAUGCUGCCGAGCAGUUCGAAAAUGCCUACAACUUUCGUUAUGAAGAUCCUAACGCCGCGGAGAUCGUCUCGUAUGCACGUAACCAAGCCACAUUAAGGAGAUCAACUUCAAACUCCCGUAGAAGAAAGAGAGACGAAGAGAAGCGGGAAAAAACCGCUGAAAAGAUGGAGAAAGAAAUGGCUGUGCAGAAAAAGAAGAAGGAGAAAGUCAACAAGUUGACUGAUGUUUUAGAACAAGUACGGAAAGAAUACGGUGCCGAAAUUGACGAAGCCACAGUUCAAAAGCUUACUAGCACUUUACUAAACGGUGAUUUUAAAGACGACCAGUGGGAUGCCGUUGUCAGCGAGCUGUUCAACGAAGAAUACUACAAUCAAGAAGGGAAACCUACAUGGGAUGAAGAUGACGAAAUCAUGGGCGACCUCUACCGUGAAGGAAACAAGGAGGAAGACGCGGAUGAAGACAAUAAUGAGGAAGGCGAAACUGAAGAAGGGCCCGCAAGGAAAAAGUCAAGGAGAGAGUUGAAAGAAGAGAAGCGCUCAAAGAAGAAGGAUAAGAAAAAGGUCUCCGAGAUGGUCGAAACUGCUCUAGAAGGCAAUAAGCUUGCGCUUGUUGAUGAAGUGGAAGAAGAGAGAAAGUCCCGUGCAAGGACUAAAGAGGAAGAAGACGUGAAGUUUCGCUACAGAGAAGUGUCUCCUGAAUCUUUUGGCUUGACGAACAGAGAGAUCUUUGAGGCCGAUGAUGGAGCCCUUAACGAUUUUAUAGGCUUGAAGAAGUUUGCGCCUUACAGAGCUAAGGAAUUGAGAGCGAAAGAUCGUCGUAAGGUGACAAAAAGCAGGCGUAUGAGAGAAUGGAAAAAGAAGGUUUUUGGCUCAGAAGAGGGCCUGAAGGACGAUGCUUCUUCACAGACUCAGAGCCAGGAAAAGAAGCAUUCGAAGAAGGCUAAAAAGUAG
Molecule: messenger RNA, 1689 nt
Organism: Lachancea thermotolerans CBS 6340
Lineage: Eukaryota; Fungi; Ascomycota; Saccharomycetes; Saccharomycetales; Saccharomycetaceae
Gene: KRI1
Product: Kri1p
Exons: 1
Coding region: 1-1689 (562 amino acids)
Biological process (GO): endonucleolytic cleavage in ITS1 to separate SSU-rRNA from 5.8S rRNA and LSU-rRNA from tricistronic rRNA transcript (SSU-rRNA, 5.8S rRNA, LSU-rRNA)
Cellular component (GO): 90S preribosome; nucleolus
Source: RefSeq, a predicted model, not a curated record